Molecule: messenger RNA, 504 nt
Organism: Staurois parvus
Lineage: Eukaryota; Metazoa; Chordata; Amphibia; Anura; Ranidae
Source: the annotation of a GenBank genome assembly
AUCAAAAUAGCUGACAGAGUUUCCGCCAAGAGUGACUACACCUCUGCCACUCUAGAUGUUUCUAAUGUUGUUCAUGGAGAUGCUGGAGUCUAUACAAUUACACUGGAAAACAAGAUAGGCUCAACCACAGGAUCAAUCAAUGUUAAAGUAAUAGGACUACCUGGUCAAUGUAAAGAGAUCAAAGCAGAUGACGUUACCAAGAAUUCAUGUAAAGUAUCUUGGGAGCCUCCAGAAUAUGAUGGCGGAACUCCUAUUCUGCACUAUGUGCUUGAACGCAGAGAAGCUGGAAGACGAACAUACACACCAGUGAUGUCUGGAGAGAACAAACUUACAUGGAAUGUUAAAGAUCUGAUACCUAAUGGAGAGUACUACUUCAGAGUCAAAGCUGUAAAUAAGAUUGGUGGAGGAGAAUAUCUUGAACUCAGAAACCCCAUCAUCGCAGAAGAUGCUAAGCAGCGCCCAGAUCCACCUGUGGAUGUUGACACUCAUAAUCCAACUUCAAAG